ACCACCAGUCGUGUUUUGAGACUUGUCCCCACAAACAACACUUGUUCCUAGGGAUUCUCCACAAGGGUAGGGUUCUCCACAGUACGCUUGUAUGGAUCUAUCUCGUCAGCAGGAUGACUUGCAUAGGAGGCGUUUUUGCGGCGACGCACAACCAGUGCACCCGCCUCAUUUGGUCUGUGAUGCAUUUUCGAGUUUUCCAUUAUCAAAGCACCUAUUGCUCCUCUUCCAUAUACAUUCUAUCGUAAUCAUUGUCUUGGUUGUUGUGUUCGGGGUUUUAGUACUAAUCGCGAUCCGAAGUCCCAAGUCAUUCCUCUCUGGAGGAGAAUCUUCUUCCGUCAGGAGUGCAUUCUCAGCACCGGAGCUCUUCUCCGGGCCCAACGAGUGGGUAUGUUUAUGUUUUAGUAGCAUUGACUGGUUGGAUUCUAAUCAUGUCGACAUCAUCGCGCUCCUGUUUCCAUACCGGUCCUGUCACAUAUCAAUUGGAAUUCAAACGUCCACCUCCAACGGCACACCCACAGAGCAGUAGAUCUCAGGGCCUGGCACCGACACACACACGUGGGGACUGAAGCUGAAACUUUUGCAAUACCAAUGACGUUGAGCGUACACGAUCGGCUCUCGCGGUAGCUCUAGCGAGAAUGCAUUC
Molecule: messenger RNA, 643 nt
Organism: Aaosphaeria arxii CBS 175.79
Lineage: Eukaryota; Fungi; Ascomycota; Dothideomycetes; Pleosporales
Exons: 1
Coding region: 92-526 (144 amino acids)
Source: RefSeq, a predicted model, not a curated record